Molecule: messenger RNA, 1013 nt
Organism: Papaver somniferum (opium poppy)
Lineage: Eukaryota; Viridiplantae; Streptophyta; Magnoliopsida; Ranunculales; Papaveraceae
Exons: 2
Coding region: 1-852 (283 amino acids)
Source: RefSeq, a predicted model, not a curated record
AUGAAGAAAUUGAUUAAGAGACAUAAGCCAACCAUUGUGGCUUUACUCGAAACCAGAGUGCUUGCCUCCCAUGCGGUACGCAUUGUCAGACAAUUGGGUUCGUUUGAGUCCGUUUUGGUUGAUGCUGAAGGAUUCUAUGGGGGAAUGUGCUUGAUGUGGAAUCCGGAUGAGGUAGAUAUUCAGAAUACUAAGGAGUCGAGGUGGGCUGUUCAUGUUGUGGUUACGGCUAAGCUUCAAAGUCCGUGGAUUCUAUCCACCAUUUAUGGAAGUACCAACAAGGCUAACAGAAAGAGGGUGUGGAGUGAACUUCAAGCUGUGUCUGACAUUCCUAACUCUGAGUGGACGGUAAUGGGUAAUCUUAAUACUAUUGGUGGCACUCAGGAGAAGAGAGGUGGAAGAAAUACUUCUACUAUCCAACUUACUGAGCUAAGAGAUGUUAUGGAUAAUUGUAGGCUUAUUGAUUUAGGUUUCAGUGGUCCUAAAUUUACUUGGAAUAACAAGCGUGUCGGAGCUGCUAAUAUUAAGGAAAGACUGGAUAGAGCUGUAUCCAACUCAAGCUGGAUCAACAGGUUCAACAAGGUUCAGGUAUUGGACGCAUCAUUAGGAGUGAAGGAGGAGAUUUUGUUGCUUGUUAUUGUAAACAUAUUUUCAAGAACACAAAUAAUAUUGCAGAAGUUUGGGCCAUUAGAAAUUUCCUGCGCCUGGCUAUGGAGCUGGGCAUCACUGAUUUGGAGGUGGAAAGCGAUUCAGAAUAUGCAAUUCAACUCUGCAGAGAGACUUCCCAACCCCAGUGGAACACUAAGAGACUCAUCAGUGAAAUCAUCUCUCUCAAGGGAUGUUUCAAUCGUCUAAGAUUCAGUCAGAGAUACAGAGAAGCUAAUAAUGUUGCUGAUAGACUUGCUAAAGAUGGAACUUCUAAAAAGAACGAAGGCAUUUGGAUAGGAACUUUACCUAGUUUUUAAUUCAUGUUUUUCAAAAAGAUGUAAUGGGGUUACUACUCCUAAACUUGUUAA